Messenger RNA from Chaetura pelagica (chimney swift), 5148 nucleotides. RefSeq names its product periplakin (gene PPL). The transcript has 23 exons. The coding region runs from base 1 to 5148 and encodes 1715 amino acids. NCBI's taxonomy places the organism in Eukaryota, Metazoa, Chordata, Aves, Apodiformes, Apodidae. The record is from RefSeq and is a predicted model, not a curated record. Gene Ontology annotation, cellular component: intermediate filament; membrane; cytoplasm. Gene Ontology annotation, biological process: wound healing; intermediate filament cytoskeleton organization. Gene Ontology annotation, molecular function: cadherin binding; structural molecule activity.
AUGGUGGUCACCCUGCUCAGCCGUCGCUGGGAACAUUUCGGGCUGACCCUGCCAGCCCGGCUGCCUGGGACCCACAUCACCCCGGGAGCAGAGAAAAGCAGCGCUGGGCUGAAGCACCAGGAGGGGGAUGCAAACAUCUCCAGCAAAGAGCUGACCGAGCUCAUCGAGCGCCUGCAGAAAAAUGCCGACCAGGUGGAGAAAAACAUCGUGGAGACCGAUUCCCGAAUGCAGAAUGACCUGCACAAGAUCAAGGCCUGCCAGCUGGCACAGCACAAGGACCUGACAGCCCAGAAACUCAGCGAGUCUGAGAAGCUGCUCUACGUGCUGGACGGGGACGCGGCCGUUGCCCGGCACAUGAAGCACCCCCAGGGUGACAUGAUUGCAGAAGACAUCCGGCAGCUGAAGGAACGAGUGGCCAACUUACGUGUGAAACACCAACAGAUCUACAGCUUCCCCCUGCAGCACAUCGAGCCCCAGGUCAACUGGUCCACAGAGAUCGAGGAGAAACAGGAUGCACUGAGCAGCAAGGGCUUCGGGACUGACCUGCCACUGGUCAACAGCCAAGUAGAAGAGCACAACAUCUUCCACAACGAGGUCAUGGCCAUCGGCCCACACAUCGUCAAGGAAGGCAACAAGGAAUUCAUGAACGAAUUCCAAGCCAAGUACCAGAAGCUGCUGGCCAGUUCCCAGCAACGGCAGCAGGAUCUGAACUCCCUGCAGGACUACAUGCAGCGCUGCACCAACAAGCUCUACUGGCUGGACCAGCAGGCCAAGGACAGGACCCACUACGACUGGAGUGACCACAACCUGGACUAUCCCAGCCGGCGCCGCCAGUACGAGAACUUCAUCCACCGGAAGCUGGAGGAGAAGGAGGAGGCCAUCAACAAGCUCCAUGCAGAUGGAGAUCAGCUGCUUGCCCAGAACCACCCUGGCAAGAAUGCCAUCGAGGCCCACAUCGAGGCAGUGCACGCCGACUGGAAGGAGUAUCUCAACCUGCUGAUCUGUGAGGAGAGCCACCUCAAGUUCAUGGAGGACUUCCACAAGUUUCAGAAAGAUGCUAAGGAUGCCCAGGAGCUCUUGAAGAAGGUGGAUACGGACCUGGAUCAAAAAUACAGCCCAGAGUUCAAGGACAGAUACCAGCUUGAGUCUCUGCUCCGGGAGCUGGAUGACCAGGAGAAGGCCCUGGAGAAGUACGAGGCAGUGGUGAGGUCCCUGCAGGAGCGCAGCCUGCAGGUGCUGCCCCUGCGGUACCAAGCAAUAGCACUGGCAGACCAAAUUGCUGAUCGCUACGUGGGGGUGAAGGAGAAGACAGGGAACUGCAAGAACAUCCUGCAGCAGCGCUACGAGGGGCUCAAGGCAGACAGCAUUGGAGAUGCUGCAUCAGUUCGGGGGCGCCAGCUUCUGGCAGGGCUGGAGAAGGUGAACAGUGACCUGGACAAGCAGGAGAAGGCAAUUACUGCAAACCUGAGGCCCCCCCUGGAGCAGAGCCGGGCCGUGCAGGACAGCACCGAGCGCUCCAAGGACCUGAAGAUUGAACCUGAGAAAAUGAGGAAGAUCCAGGAGUGUGAAGUCUUCAUUGAGUCCGUGCCCAACACUGGCAGUGCCACCUUGGUGAAGAACAAGGUGGAGAACACCAACAAGAAGUACGACCGCGUGGUCCAGCUGCUCAGCGCGGCCCAGGAGAAAGUUGAGGUGGCCACACACCUCGAGAGGAGCCUCCAACAAGGCCGAGACCUGCUAUCUACCUAUGAAAACAAACUGGUCACAGAUGACACGGUCCCAGAGGACCUGCGGGUGGUGGAUCGUAAGAGAGAAGAGCUGCUGGCCAUGGGCACUGAGCUCCAGUCCAAGAGGUUCCUGCUCAAUGAAGCAGAGCAGAACCUGCAAAGGACCAAGACAUGCUCCAGUGCCUUGGCCAGCAAGUUCCAGGAGCACUGUCCUGACAUUGAAAGGCAGGAAGCAGAGCUCUACAAACUCAACCAGCGCUUCAACAACCUCAGCAAGCAAAUUGACCACAGAACACAGACCCUGCAGAAAGCUGGAAGUGCCUACUCCAACUACCGCACCAACUACGACAAAGUCAACCAGUUCCUCUGCAACAUCCCCAACUAUGAGCCCCAGGAGACUGACAACAUCCAGCAAGUGGAAACCAAGCUAAAGAACCAACUGGUGCUCCUCAGUGACAUUGCAAGCAAGGAACAGGAGGUGCAGAAGGUCUCGGCCACAGCUCAGCAGUACCAGCAGGCUGUGAAGGACUAUGAGUUGGAAGCUGAGAAGCUAAGGUCCAUCCUGGACCUGGAGAACGGCCGUAACGGGUACACGAGCAAGAAGCCCAGGCUCCAGUCUCCAGCUAUGAAGGUCAAAGAGGAGGAAGCUGCUCUGGCAGCCAAGUUCACCGAAGUGAGUGCUGUGAACAAACAGAGGCUGCAGAACCUGGAGUUUGCUCAGAGCCUCCUGAGGCAGCAACCAGAGGUUCAAGUGACACAAGACUUUCUCCAGACCAAAAAGUCUUUAAGGCCCGUAGAAGAAGUCUGGAGGUUGAAGAAAGAGCUUGAGGAUGAGACUCAGCGUCGGCAGCAGCUUGAAGCAGAGAUCAAAGCCAUUCAGAACAACAUUGUCCACCUGCAAAACCAGAAGCCUCAAGAAACUGUCAUCAAGAAGGAACUGCUGAAGAAAGUGCCUGACCCUCAGCUGGAGGAGAGCUUCCACAAACUGCAGCAGAGCCUGGCAGAGGAGCAGCGCAAGAACCAGGUGCUCCAGGAUGAGCUGGAGGCCCUCAAGAUCAGGCUGCGUGUCCUGGAGCACGAGAAGAGGGAAGGAGGGCAGGAGUACGUCGUGAAGGAGGUCCUGCGCAUCGAGCAGGACAAGGCCCAGGCUGAUGAGAUCCUGAAGCUCAAAGAAGAGCUGGAGGAGCUCAGGAGGCAGGAAGGAACCAGAGAGAACGAAGUCGUCCUGUUACGCCAACAAAUCGCCGUGCUGUCCAGCGAGAAGAACAAAGAGCAGGAGAAGGUGAUGGAGAAGGAGGUGCUGAAGCUGCAGAACGACCCCCAGCUGGAGAUGGAAUUCCGGAUGUUGCAGGAGAACAAGCAGAGGGAGAGCGCCCUUCGGCAGAAGCACGAGGAGGAGCUCAGCUUCCUCCAGGAGAAGCUCAAACGCCUUGAGAAGGAACGGGCCAUCGCCGAGGGCAAAAUCACCGUCAAGGAGGUGCUGAAGGUGGAGAAGGACCUCGCCAUCGAGAGGGAGGUGAACGAGCUCCGGCGGCAGUACGAAGAUGAGAAGUCCAAGGGUCGUUCAAACGAGAGGGAAAAGGCUGAGCUGCUCAGGAAGAUCCAGCUGCUGGAGGAGGAAAACGCCAAGGUGGUCGUCCAGGAGAAAGUGCGUGAGAUUGUGCGCCCAGACCCCAAGGCUGAGAAUGAAGUUGCCAACCUUCGUUUGGAGCUGGUAGAGCAGGAGAGGAGAUACCGAGGCGGUGAUGAACAGCUGAAGAGCUGCCAGAAUGAGCUGGCUGCUCUGAGGAACAGAGGGCCACUGGUAGAAGUCAAAGAAGUCAUUAAGGAGGUCAUUAAGUACAAGAAUGAUCCAGAAACUGAAAAGGAGCUGCAGCGGCUCCGGGAGGAAAUCAUAGAGAGGACAGGAGUGAUUGAAAGAGCCGACCUGGAGAUCUACCAGCUGAAACAAGAGAUCCAAGCUUUGAAAGAUACCAAACCUCAAGUGCAUACCAAGGAAGUCGUUCAAGAAAUUCUGCAGUUUCGGGAAGACCCCAAGACCAGAGAGGAGGUGGAGUCGCUGAGAGUGCAGCUGGCAGAUGAGCAGAUGAAACACAUUGACCUGGAGAGGGAGCGGAUACUCCAAGAGGAAAAAGUAAGACAGAAGGAGGAAGAGCUGUCCCAGGUGAAGGAGAAAGUGGUCCAACAAGAAGUAGUGAAGUAUGAGCAAGAUCCUGCCUUGAAAGCUGAAGUCAACUCUUUCUCCCAGAGCAUUGAGAGCGAGCUGAAGCAGAUUGAUGGCCUCCGUGAAGAGCUCCGCAAGCUGCAGAGGAGGAGGUCUGAGCUGGAGCGUCAGCUGGAAGAACUUGAGAAGGAGAGACAGGCCCGCAGAGAGGCUGAGCUGGAGGUGCAGAGGCUGAAGAUUAGGUUGAACGAGUUGGAAGAACAGGAGAGGGAGACAACAGAACGAGUGACUGUGAAACAGAAAGUGAUCCUUCAGCAAGAUCCCCAGCAAGAGAAGGAGCACUCCCUCCUCAAGCUGGAGCUGGAAGAAGAGAAGCACCGGAGACAAUUCCUGCAAACUGAACUAGAAGCCCUAAGGAAGAAGCUCCAUUCUUUGGAGAAGAUGGAGGUCAAAGAGAAAGUGGUCUUUUCAGAGAGUGUCCAAGUGGACAAAGGAGACACUGAGUAUGAAAUUCAAAAGCUGAAGAGCAAUCUGGAGGAAGAAAGUAGGCGUAAGAGGGAGCUAGAUGCAGAUAUAAACCGCCUGGAAACCAGGCUGUCUGAGGUGGAAUUCAACAACUCCAAGUCGUCCAAGGAGCUCGACUUACUGAGGGAGGAAAACCACAAACUACACCUUGAGAAACAGAACCUGCUGAUGGAAACAAGGAGACUGCAAUCAGAGAUUGAACUCACCGCAACAGAAGCCCGGGAUUUGAGAAAUAUGACCCACAUGGACAGUGGAAUAAACCUGGACUCCAGAUUCCAAGCUCUAGAAAGAGAGUUAGAUGAUCUGAAGCAGUUAUCCAGGGAAAAAGACGCGGAGAUCGAGCAGCUCCAGAACCGCCUCAAGACGGUGGCCAUCAAGAGGGAACAGAGGGAGAACCACCUGAGGCGCUCCAUCGUGGUCAUCGACCCCGACACGGGAAAAGAAAUGUCUCCAGAGGAAGCUCACGUGUUUGGCCUCAUCGAGUGGAGCCUGUUUGUCAAGCUGAAGAGUCAGGAAUGUGACUGGGAGGAGAUCUCAAUAAAGGGCCCCAACGGGGAAUCAUCUGUGAUCCUGGACAGGAAGUCUGGCAGGGAGUUCUCCAUCGAGGACGCCCUGAAGAGCGGCAGGCUAACCAUGGCUCAGUACAACAGUUACCUCAACAAGGAGAUGUCCAUCCAGGAGUUGGCAGUCCUGGUGUCUGGCAGUAAUUACACAGCUGUCCCUCACCUUUAG